Amblyraja radiata (thorny skate) is the source of this 3373-nucleotide messenger RNA. RefSeq names its product sema domain, immunoglobulin domain (Ig), short basic domain, secreted, (semaphorin) 3bl (gene sema3g). The transcript is spliced from 17 exons. Gene Ontology annotation, biological process: positive regulation of cell migration; semaphorin-plexin signaling pathway; axon guidance. The record is from RefSeq and is a predicted model, not a curated record. The coding region runs from base 249 to 2567 and encodes 772 amino acids. NCBI's taxonomy places the organism in Eukaryota, Metazoa, Chordata, Chondrichthyes, Rajiformes, Rajidae. Gene Ontology annotation, molecular function: semaphorin receptor binding; chemorepellent activity. Gene Ontology annotation, cellular component: plasma membrane.
AGCUCAAUAGCGAGACAGGGGCGCCUCGCUCGCUCAAUAUCAACCCAGGGAUCGCCGGCCGUGCUUAAGCCGCCCAACCUUGGGAUUUAAGCAGCAAAGUUUGGUGAUCCUUGAUGCCGAGACUCUCACUGAGCAAACUCAACACCUGUGACCACCCCGACUCGGGAGGUGUUGGUUUCCCAAAGUAUUAAACAGGAAGAAUUUGUCACAUUGCAACACUUGAAUUCUCACUAUUCUAAAAUAAAACCAUGAAGACUGCAACAUCACUGACUGGAACUCUGGGCACGCUGCUCUUUUGGAAUAUUAUUAAUCUGUGGGGCGUGGGGGCUAAAGUGAACAUUCCCAGACUCAAGCUGACUUAUAAAGACCUGCAGACUGCCAAUAGAUCUGUUAUCUUCUUUGGUCACCGUGGCUUCCUGGAUUUCCGUUCCAUGUUUCUGGAUGAGUAUCGCGAUGAGCUGUUCAUUGGAGCCAAAGAUACCUUGUACUCCCUUCAACUUGACCAGCCAGCCAUUGAUGCCAAGGAGAUUUACUGGCCUGCGCUGCCCGGUCAAGAGCAGGAAUGUGCCCUCAAGGGAAAAGACCCAUUUAGUGACUGCGCCAACUACGUGCGGGUUCUGCACCCGUACAACCGCUCCCACCUGCUGGCCUGUGGGACGGGUGCAUUUGAGCCGCUGUGUGCCUUGGUGUACAUGGGCCACCGCGGGGAGCGCGCCUUCAGGAUGGAGGUCAACAGCGUGGAAAAUGGACGAGGCAAAUGUCCUUACGACCCGAACCGACCUUUUGCAAGCAUCUUUAUUGGUGGUGAGCUAUACUCGGGCCUGACUGCUGACUUCCUGGGGAGGGACCCCGUCAUCUUCCGCAGCCUGGGGUCUCGCUCCGCAAUGAGGACUGAGCUGGACCAGCGUCUGUUGCAAGAUCCCAAGUUCGUGGCGGCUCACCUCAUCCCGGACAACAUUGACCGCGACAACGACAAGGUCUACUUCUUCUUCACCGAGAAAGCGAUGGAGUCAGAGGGAAAAGCGCGAGCCAUAUACAGCCGGAUCGGGCGCAUUUGUGCAAAUGACGCUGGAGGCCAGAGAGCGCUGGUGAACAAAUGGAGCACAUUCAUCAAAGCCAGGCUGAUUUGUUCUGUCCCAGGACCUGACGGAAUCGACACCCACUUCGACGAGCUUGAGGAUGUCUUUGUCCUAAGGACCAAGGAUGAGAAGAAUCCUGAAAUCUAUGCUAUCUUUAGCACAAUAAGCAACGUAUUCCAAGGCUACGCUGUUUGUGUGUAUCAUAUGGCUGACAUCCGAGAAGUCUUCAAUGGACCUUACGCACACAGGGAAGGGCCUGAUUAUCAAUGGACGGCCUUUGAGGGCAAAGUGCCCUAUCCAAGACCUGGGUCUUGCCCCAGUAAGAUAACCACCCAGCCCAGUCGCCGAAACACCAGUACCAAGGACUACCCAGACGAUGUCCUGCACUUUGCCCGGAGCCACCCACUGAUGUACCAUUCUGUGUAUCCAAUCAACCAGCACCCUGUGCUCAUCAAGACCAACGUCCAGUACAAGAUGACCCAGAUAGUCGUGGACAGAGUGGAGGCAGAGGAUGGGCAGUACGAUGUCAUGUUCAUUGGGACAGAUACUGGAAUGGUACUGAAGACAAUCGCACUGCGGAAGGGGAACGCUGUGCAGAGUGAGGAAGUCAUUCUGGAGGAGCUCCAGGUCUUCAAGGUUUCAAAUCCCAUCACGGCGAUGGAGAUCUCGGUGAAACGGCAACAACUGUACAUCGCCUCAAGAGUGGGGGUGGCCCAGCUGAAGCUCCAUCAGUGCGAGACGUACGGCAGUGCCUGUGCUGAGUGCUGCCUGGCCAGGGACCCUUACUGUGCGUGGGACGGCAGCACAUGCACCAGAUACCAGCCCACGGCCAAGAGACGCUUCCGAAGGCAAGAUAUCUGGAACGGGAACCCCAUUCACCAGUGCCCGGACCAGAAUUUGAGUGUGGAAGAGUUUGACAACGCGGAGGAGAGGGUGGUCUAUGGGACGGAACACAACAGCACCUUUCUUGAAUGCAUUCCAAAAUCUCUUCAGGCGUCUGUCAAAUGGUUCAUCCAGCGAGCUGUGGAUCAGAAGAAGGAUGAGGUGAAAACGGAUGAGAGGAUCAUCAAGACUGAACAUGGUCUCUUGUUCAGGAAGAUUUACCGGAUGGAUGAAGGCACGUACUACUGCCAGACCAUGGAGCAAGGCUUCACCCAGACGGUGACCAAGAUCUCUCUGGAGGUGCUGGAGAACGAGCAGCUGGAGGAAAUCUUCAACCGGGACGACGAGGAGCGCAGCAACCGGCCCUGCACCCCUCAGCCGCGGAGGCCGCACAGCCACAAGCCCUGGUUCAAGGACAUCAUGCAGCUGAUCGGCUACUCCAACCUACACCGGGUGGAGGAAUACUGCGAGCGGGUCUGGUGCAACGAGAAGCAGCGCAGGAAACGCAAGAUGAUGGCCGGCAAGUGGAAGUUCCUGUCGGAAGGGGGCAAGAAGGGGAAGAGCAGACCCCGCAACAGAACGCCCAGGCACGUCGCCGGCACAUAGACCUGGCCCGGUUCCACACGCAUUGGAGGAUCUCCAGAGGCCAAACUUUAGACUAGGCUUUCAUGGGACAGCAAAGUAACCGUGCAUUCAGAAACAUUCCUCAGCUGGGGCUAUGACCCUCACUGCUCAAAACAUCAGGAGAAAAAUAUGGAACCAAAGGUCACCAAAGUCUUUUACUGUUACUCCAACCUUAACUCCAUCAACUAAGUUACCAUAUUAUUUUUGAAUCCACUGCAUCAUAUGAUCUCAUUUUUUUUUAUCAUGUUGAAAAGUAACAUUAAGAUCUGUGUAUUUAUAUAUGUUAUUUAAUAAUUCAUUAGAAAUUCAAUAGAGGGAUGGAUACAUCAAUUCAGUAAAUGACAGAGCAAGAUCUGAAUACCUUUAGUACAGCAGAGUGUAUCUUGUUCAAUGCCUGGUACGUGUCAGUACCAAGUCUUUGAUAGCAUCAGUCAAAGACGCGUAUUAGAUUAGGAAUGGAUGGGUAUCAAAGUGUGCACAGUACUGUCUUGGGGACAACUGGACACCCAACUUUUCUGGGCAAGAUUUGAUCCUUUAUAUUUUCACGAGUUCAUAAGUCAAUAGUGCAGAAAUAGGCCAUUUGGCCCAUUGAUUCUACUCCUCCAUUCAAUCAUGGCUGAUCUAUCUAUCCCACUCAACCCCAUUCUCCUGCCUUCACCCCGUAACUUUUGACUCCCUCGCGAAUCAAGAACCUAAGGCUUAUGGGCGGCACAGUGGCGUAGGGGUAGAAUUGCUGCCUUACCGCGCCAGAGACCCGGGUUCAAUCCUGACUACGGAUGCGUCUGUAU